Messenger RNA from Micropterus salmoides (largemouth bass), 2616 nucleotides. It is a transcript of the gene hars, whose product is annotated as histidyl-tRNA synthetase. Lineage: Eukaryota; Metazoa; Chordata; Actinopteri; Centrarchiformes; Centrarchidae. Gene Ontology annotation, cellular component: cytoplasm; mitochondrion. The record is from RefSeq and is a predicted model, not a curated record. Gene Ontology annotation, biological process: histidyl-tRNA aminoacylation; mitochondrial translation. Gene Ontology annotation, molecular function: identical protein binding; ATP binding; histidine-tRNA ligase activity. The transcript is spliced from 14 exons. The coding region runs from base 425 to 1984 and encodes 519 amino acids.
GACAGCUGCAGGGUCGCUGGAAGUGAGAGUAGCGGUGGAAAUAUAUUGGAUGAAAAGCCAUGGAAGGGAAGGCACAGGUGCAAGAAGCGAUUAAAAUCCAGGGUGAAGUCGUUCGGAAGUUAAAGUCAGAGAAGGCGAGCAAAGAGCAGUGCUAGGGUUGCUUACCACUUUUCUCCUGUUCUCCCUGCCUGACCCCGGGUGACCUCGGCCUGCCUCACCCUUCAUCAUCACCAUCACCUACCCGACUGUCUGGGGACUCCAACCCUCCUGGUCAUCGUUACUCAACUCACUUCCUGGUUCUCUGUCUACUGACCAUGGUGAUUGGCUGCUGUGGACAUUACCACUGGACAUUACUGUACCCAUGAUGAACUCCUGAACUGUUGCUUGUUCAACUUCCGGACUUUUUCCCCCGCUGUUCUGUGGGAUGAACGUGCUGGGCAUGUUUUGUGUUCGUGCUCGCUGUGGUCUGGUGGGCUUUCGGACCGCAACGUCUCUGCGUUCUUUCGCUGGCAUCACUGUGGAUCAGAUUGAUGAAGAAGUAGCCAAACUGCUGGAGCUGAAGGCUCAGUUAGGAGGAGAUGAUGGCAAACAUCAGUUUGUCCUCAAGACAGCAAAGGGAACGAGGGACUACAACCCCAAGCAGAUGGCCAUCAGAGAGAAAGUCUUCAACACCAUCAUCAGCUGCUUCAAACGCCACGGAGCAGAGACCAUCGACACGCCUGUUUUUGAGCUGAAGGAAACAUUGACAGGGAAGUAUGGAGAAGAUUCCAAGCUCAUCUACGACCUCAAAGACCAAGGAGGAGAGCUGCUGUCCCUCAGAUAUGACCUCACUGUGCCCUUCGCCCGCUACCUGGCGAUGAACAAGAUAACCAACAUCAAGCGCUACCACAUUGCUAAGGUCUACCGGCGUGAUAACCCGGCCAUGACCCGCGGACGCUACAGAGAGUUUUACCAGUGUGAUUUUGACAUAGCAGGGCAGUAUGACGCCAUGAUACCAGAUGCUGAGUGUCUGAAGAUCGUCCAUGAAAUCCUCAGUGAGCUGGACCUCGGAGACUUCCGUAUCAAGGUCAACGACAGACGCAUCCUCGACGGGAUGUUUGCCGUGUGCGGUGUUCCUGAUGACAAGUUCCGCACCAUCUGUUCAACAGUGGAUAAACUGGACAAGAUGCCCUGGGAGGACGUGAAGAAGGAGAUGGUGAAUGAGAAGGGCCUGUCGGAGGAGGCUGCCGACCAGAUUGGGGAGUACGUCAGUAUGCAGGGUGGAAUGGACUUAGCAGAGCGCCUCCUUCAGGACCAGAAGAUGUCUCAGAGUAAGCAGGCCUGUGCUGGCCUGUCUGACAUAAAGCUGCUCUUCAGCUACCUGCAGCUCUUCCAGGUCACAGACAAGGUGGUGUUUGACCUCAGUCUGGCCCGGGGUCUGGACUAUUACACAGGAGUCAUUUAUGAGGGGGUUCUGACUCAGGCGGGCGUGGCCCCGGUGUCCACUGAAGCCCAAAACGGGGCACCUGCAGAGGAGAGCGUCAGUGUGGGCAGCGUGGCCGGCGGGGGUCGAUACGACGGCCUGGUGGGCAUGUUCGACCCCAAGAGCAGGAAAGUGCCAUGUGUGGGCGUCAGCAUCGGUAUCGAGAGGAUCUUUUCCAUCAUGGAGCAGAAGGCUGAGGCCUCAGCAGAGAAGGUUCGGACCACAGAGGUUCAGGUCAUGGUGGCGUCUGCGCAGAAGAACCUGCUGGAGGAGAGACUCAAACUCCUCACUGAGCUCUGGAACGCUGGCAUUAAGGCGGAGGUGAUGUACAAGAAGAACCCCAAACUGCUGAGUCAGCUGCAGCACUGCGAGGAGUCUGGGAUCCCGCUGGUGGCCAUACUGGGAGAACAGGAGCUGAAAGAUGGAGUGGUCAAGCUGCGCGUCGUGGCCACCAGAGAGGAGGUUGAUAUUUCCAGAGCAGAUCUUAUAGGUGAGAUCAGGAGGAGGACCUCUGAGGCCUAGCCACUCCCCUCUGUUCAGCCACAAGCCCAACCACAUCACCUGACUGCUUCAAACACAGACACUCUGCAGAAUUUCUUGUCUCGUCCUCUGUAGAGCAUGUUGGACAUCACGCAGCCCUGAAAACACACAUCCAACCUCAUCUCCAUCGCAGCCACUUAGACUGGUUUCAUAUGGAGCGAGUGGUGCUCACGCUGCACUCACGCUCGCUGUAACAGAGCAACAAGCCAAAAAGCUAACAGGGAGUGUUUAACAUGAUGUUUCUUACAACACUGUCAUUAGAGAACAACAUCCAGGAAAUCAGUUGCAGUUUACAUCCACUGUAAUGUGUUUUGGAACAAUCGUGUGCUCUGAGGUCAAACUGAGCUUAAACUUUUCCAGUCCAAGAAGUCACUUUGUUAUUGUCCAUAAAGCUGCUGGAGAUCAGUUUGGCCAGAGAAAAGAAAUCUCUUUAAAGAGCAGCGUUCCUUAAGAUAUGCUUUAUCUGUCCAGGACCAAGGAUGAGAAACUCUGUUAGACAUGAACUGCAAUAUAUCAUCUCAUAGAAACUCUUGCAAACAUGCUAAUUUCUUCCUGUAUCAAACCUGUACUGUCAAGUCUGAAAUAAACACAUUCAUCAUCUUGGUCAAAGAUCA